ACCCCUAAUCCCUCGGCCCUAGAGUUUCCUCUCUAUUUUUUUCUCUUCUUCUUGACCUCCCUGUCCCUCAAAAUGGGUGAAUCUACUCCACUCUGCUCUCGGCUCCUCAUUCUUAUCCUUUCUGUGACCCUUAUCUUAUUCCACGGUGAAUCGACACAUUUCAACCAAGGUGAGGAUCCAUGGCUUAUUGAUGAGAAGAUUGAUGAUAAUGUUAAAAUGGAUUACAGUCAGUGGGCUUCUCAGAAGAGUUGCGACAUGUCUAUUGGCAAAUGGGUUUACGAUUCAUCGUACCCUCUUUAUGAUUCGACUUGCCCUUAUCUUAGUGACGCAGUUAAUUGUCAAAGAAAUGGAAGACCAGAUUCCAACUACGAGAAAUGGAAGUGGAAGCCUCAUGGCUGUGCAAUGCCUAGGUUUAAUGCAUUGAAUUUUCUUGGGAAGAUGAGGAGGAAGAGGAUAAUGCUGGUGGGGGAUUCCAUAACCAGGAAUCAGUGGGAGUCUCUUGUUUGCCUUGUUGAAUCAGUCAUUCCAACUGAGCAAAAGAUUGUGACCUACACUGGUCCAACCAUGGCCUUCCAUGCCUUGGAUUUUGAAACAUCUAUUGAGUUUUGCUGGGCUCCAUUUCUGGUGGAAUUGAAGAGGGAGGGACCUCUGAACAAAAGAAUUCUACAUUUGGAUAAAAUAGAGGAAAAUGCAAGAUUUUGGAGAGGUGUUGAUAUUAUUGUGUUUGAUUCAGCUCAUUGGUGGACACACACCAGUGAUUCAACCACGUGGGAUUUUUUGAUGGAGGGGAAUAAAAUGUUCACAAAUAUGAACCCAAUGGAUGGUUAUGAGAAGGGACUCACUACAUGGGCUAGAUGGGUAGAAUCAAACCUUGACCCUCAACAAACGUGUGUUAUUUUCCGAAGCGUGUCGCCUCAGCACAACAGAGAAAGUGGCUGGAAAUGUUACAACCAAAGAGAGCCUCUGGAGGACUACUUGAGUUACCAACUUCAUAUUCCAGGACAAUUGAAAAUACUUAAAGGGGUGCUGAAGCAGAUGAGAUUUCCAGUAUACUUGCAAGAUAUCACAAGAAUGUCUGAGCUAAGAAGAGAUGGUCAUCCAUCAGUGUAUGCCAAGCCUUUGAAUAAGCAGGAGAGGCAGCACAAUACUAGAGACUACACCUCUGACUGUAGCCACUGGUGCCUUCCUGGAGUCCCUGAUAUCUGGAAUGAGAUGUUGAAUGCACUAAUCUAGCUCUAACUAGAUUAUAGAGAAACACAAACUGUGUACCAAUUUGAGGAAGUGUGGGGUAGUUGGAAAUAGAUUGAAGUGCCUUUGAGUGUUUUGUGUGAUAGAAAUUUCUUCAAGGUUUCUAUCAUCUAUGAUUUAUAUAUAUCAAAAUGAAAUGUUGGGGAAAAAUGAUGAAUCUGAGAAUGUGAGACGGGGCUUAUUGCUAUU
Molecule: messenger RNA, 1437 nt
Organism: Macadamia integrifolia
Lineage: Eukaryota; Viridiplantae; Streptophyta; Magnoliopsida; Proteales; Proteaceae
Product: protein trichome birefringence-like 36
Exons: 5
Coding region: 73-1233 (386 amino acids)
Cellular component (GO): Golgi apparatus
Molecular function (GO): O-acetyltransferase activity
Source: RefSeq, a predicted model, not a curated record